Molecule: messenger RNA, 3304 nt
Organism: Sphaerodactylus townsendi
Lineage: Eukaryota; Metazoa; Chordata; Lepidosauria; Squamata; Sphaerodactylidae
Gene: OSBPL11
Product: oxysterol binding protein like 11
Exons: 14
Coding region: 283-2562 (759 amino acids)
Cellular component (GO): cytosol; membrane; intracellular membrane-bounded organelle
Molecular function (GO): sterol binding
Source: RefSeq, a predicted model, not a curated record
GCUAGAGGCUGUUGCUGGCCCUGGGAGUCGGAUCGCGCCCGGCUCUCCAAACCCAAGCGGGGGCGACGACCAAGUGGGUUUGGGUAGGUGGGCUGCCUGGGAAGGAAGAGGUAUUGCACGUGUAUUUUUGCUCCCCUUCGUCCUGGCGAUUUCUUUUGCCCCUUUCACAAAAUCGAGGGCCGGCAGUUUUCUCAUCACCCCCCAACCCCCACUAUUGUGAAUUGCUGCCAAGCUUGCAAACCUCCCACCCUCGUGGGUGGGGGUGGUUGGGUGACUUUAGCCAUGCAAGCUGCAGAACCUGUGCCUGCACCUGCCGCCCCAACAACAGCGAUGAAAGUGUCUGAGAGCGAAGGCAAGCUGGAAGCCUUGUCACCUGCCCAGAACUGCACCAGCAAGAGUAGCAGCAGCAGUGGAAUCAGCAGUUGCCGAGGAGGAGGAGGAGGUAGCACCAAAAGCUGGCAGUACAGUGAUCACAUGGAAAAUAUUUCUGGCUAUUUAAUGAAAUACACGAACCUCGUCACAGGCUGGCAAUAUCGGUUUUUUGUCUUAAACAAUGAAGCUGGCCUCCUGGAAUAUUUUGUGAAUGAACAAUCCAGAAAUCAGAAGCCUAGAGGGACUUUACAACUGGCUGGAGCUGUGAUAUCACCUAGUGAUGAAGACUCUCAUACUUUCACAGUGAAUGCUGCUAGUGGAGAACAAUACAAGCUGCGAGCUACUGAUGCUAAAGAACGGCAGCAUUGGGUGAGCAGACUUCAGAUUUGUACGCAGCACCACACUGAAGCAAUCGGAAAGAACAAUCCUCCUCUGAAAUCUCGCAGCUUCUCUCUUGCAUCUCAAGGAAGUGGUUCCCCAGGAGUGCAGAGAAGGCCCAGCCAGAACGCAGCUUCCUUUUUUAAUGUUGGUCAUCACAAAUUGCCAGGUGGAAAGAAAAUUUCUAUUCUGCAGCCAGAUCACUUAGCUGAAGUCAGAGAGAUGAUGUCUCGAGCUGAAGGACAACAGAGAGACUUGAUAAGAAGCAUAGAAUGCCUUCCUGCCUCUGGUCACAUUUCCUCCUUAGACCAAGACCUGCUGAUGCUCAAGGCGACUUCUUUGGCCACAAUGAAUUGCUUGAACGAUUGCUUCCACAUUCUCCAGAUACAGCAUGCAUCACAGCAGAAGGGAUCCCUAACUAGCGGGACGACAAUCAGCUGGUUGGAACCAAAGAUCUCCCUGCCAAACCACUUCAAAAAUGGAGCGGAUGAAAAUUUCACAGCAGAUCAAAACAAGCCAUCGUCUGUCAGAGAGGAGCAGUCCAUUUCAAGUUCCAGCGAGCUCAGCAUGGAGCCAGAGGAAAUAAACCCGGACGAAGAAGUGGAAGAUACCUGUGAUAAUAAAGAGGAUGACCUCGGCGCUGUGGAAGAGCAGCGUAGUGUUAUUUUGCAUCUCCUGUCUCAGCUCAAGCUGGGCAUGGAUUUAACAAGAGUGGUUCUUCCUACUUUUAUUUUAGAGAAACGCUCGUUGCUGGAGAUGUAUGCAGAUUUCAUGUCCCAUCCAGACCUUUUCCUUGCAAUUGCAAAUGGCUCUAGCCCUGAGGAGAGGAUGAUUCGUUUUGUUGAGUAUUACCUCACGUCCUUUCAUGAAGGUCGGAAAGGGGCAAUUGCGAAAAAACCCUACAAUCCAAUAAUUGGGGAGACAUUUCACUGCUCAUGGAAAAUGACCAAGAGCCAAGUACCAUCGGACACAAAUAGUAACUCUUCGUCUCAUUCCCUGUCUGAACAAGUGACUGCCUCAGAAGAGUCACAGGGCCAAGCAGAGUCGGACUACUACACAGUCAGAUUUGUAGCAGAACAAGUGUCCCAUCAUCCUCCAGUCUCAGGGUUUUAUGCUGAAUGUGCAGAGAGGAAAAUGUGUGUUAAUGCUCAUGUCUGGACAAAAAGUAAAUUCCUGGGAAUGUCAAUAGGAGUGACAAUGAUUGGUGAAGGUAUUUUAAGUCUCUUGGAACACGGAGAGGAAUAUACAUUUUCUCUGCCUUGUGCGUAUGCUCGGUCAAUUCUGACCGUACCUUGGGUAGAACUAGGAGGAAAAGUCAAUGUUAAUUGUGCAAAAACAGGAUAUUCUGCAAGUAUUACUUUCCAUACCAAACCGUUCUAUGGUGGCAAGCUUCACCGGGUUACUGGUGAGGUGAAGCAUAAUGCUUCCAACACUGUGGUCUGUAGAGUUCAAGGAGAGUGGAAUAGUGUCCUUGAGUUUACUUACAGCAAUGGCGACACAAAAUACAUGGAUUUGACAAAAUUGUCUGUGACAAGAAAACGAGUACGGCCCCUUGAGAAACAAGGACCAUUUGAGUCUCGAAAACUCUGGCAACAUGUGACUGAGUCCCUGAGGGAAGGGGACAUCGAUAAGGCAACGGAACAUAAAAAGGCAUUGGAGGAACGGCAGAGGAGUGAAGAGAGACACCGAGCUGAGACAGGCACACCGUGGCAUACCAAGCAUUUUCACAAAGAGGGAGAGGGCUGGAUUUAUUAUAACCCUCUUUCGAAAAGUGCGCUUGCUGAACAAAAUCCACCAGUGGACACAAAUUAGAAGGCAUGUCUUCAAAGUGAUUCUUCUCUCUUGUCUAAUCCCUACAACUUCCAAAAUGCUGUAUUUCUCUAAGAGUCCUUUGGGAUUCUUAUGCAAUUGCACAAAAUUAAAUAAGCAUAAAAGGAAUAAAACUGCUAGGGCACUUUAAAGCUGCAGAAAAUCAAAAGGUAGAAAGAGAGAGAGAAAGAACUUUGCCAGGUAUGUGCUUCUUUUUCAACAGAACUUUUUAUAUGGCUUUGAAGAUUUUAUUGUAUCUAUUGUGUUCUUUCUAAGCACACCCUCCUGCAAAGCUGCCUAAGAUCUUUAAAAAAAAGACCUCCUCCUUUAAGCAGCAGCAUUCAGAGCUGCUACGCUGUCUUGUCCAAGUUAAUUUUCCUGUGGAGAGAUACCUGAACAGUUUUCACAGGCUAUGUUUCAGUCUCUGCCCAUUUCUGAACUUCAGUACCCAGAUAAAGAGAAGCCAGAUUUUGCUGCUCUGAAUUACCCACACUGAAAAACUUGAAGAGGAGACUUUUCAGAAGUUAAACUUGGAAUCAGUGUUAUGAACCAUCUGGAUCAGGACUUGACACUUUAAAAAAAUAUCAGUGAAAAUGUAUGUGUGUCUGUGGGAAAAUGAGUGAUUCAUCUCAACUGCCUUUUAAAAACUUUUCCUCAGUAGAUUAGAAUUGUAACUGUGGGGUUUUCUCUACGUUUCAGAGUUGACUCAAGCCAAGAAGAACGGUGGGGGGGAGGGAAGAUUCUU